Xiphias gladius (swordfish) is the source of this 1755-nucleotide messenger RNA. It is a transcript of the gene ube2d2, whose product is annotated as ubiquitin-conjugating enzyme E2D 2 (UBC4/5 homolog, yeast). Bases 256 to 699 code for a protein of 147 amino acids. Gene Ontology annotation, cellular component: nucleus. Gene Ontology annotation, molecular function: ubiquitin conjugating enzyme activity. The record is from RefSeq and is a predicted model, not a curated record. Lineage: Eukaryota; Metazoa; Chordata; Actinopteri; Istiophoriformes; Xiphiidae. The transcript is spliced from 7 exons. Gene Ontology annotation, biological process: ubiquitin-dependent protein catabolic process; protein polyubiquitination.
GUUGUUGCUGCUGGCAGAACACAGGCCGCAGUGAUUUGGUAGCCGCUGCAGUAGGAGGAAGGACCACGGUUCUACCCCUUCUAUCUUUCAGUUUCGCCUCGAAAUUCUAUCGGUGGUUUCUUCUUGUAGUGAUUAGUAAAUUGAGUAUACAGCAACGGUGUUCUAUGAUAACUAAGUCGUAGUAUUACGAACGGACAGUGAUAUCAAUCGCCAUUUUAAUCGCACGUUUUCCCUGACAGAAGCGCUAGCACAACAAUGGCUCUGAAAAGAAUUCACAAGGAGUUGAACGACUUGGCACGGGACCCACCAGCCCAGUGUUCUGCAGGACCAGUAGGAGAUGACAUGUUUCACUGGCAAGCCACAAUAAUGGGACCUAAUGACAGUCCUUACCAGAGCGGGGUUUUCUUCUUGACCAUACACUUCCCCACAGACUACCCCUUCAAACCGCCAAAGGUUGCAUUUACCACAAGAAUCUACCACCCAAAUAUCAACAGCAACGGCAGCAUUUGUCUUGACAUCCUGCGAUCACAGUGGUCUCCGGCUCUCACCAUCUCCAAAGUCCUCCUGUCCAUCUGCUCUCUGCUCUGCGACCCAAACCCGGAUGACCCCUUAGUACCCGAGAUCGCCCGCAUCUACAAGACGGACAGGGAAAAGUACAAUAAAAUAGCUCGGGAAUGGACACAAAAGUAUGCAAUGUAGUGUUGGAGUAGAAUCAUGGCCAACCACCUCUACGACAUAAGGUUAGGGGAGCUUCAGACGUAAAGAGAAAACAAACAAAAAACCAUACAAACAAAUGAAAAGUUUAAAACAAGAUCUUGUUGGUUUCCAUUGGAGUGCUUUCUUUGAGCCACGCCUCCCCUUCACCAGAGUACCUGUAAAACUCCCUCUGCCCCAACUCCCCACAUUCUCUCUCUCUCUCUCCCCUCCUUCCUCUCUCUGUUUGGCUCUGCCUCCCUCACCUCCCCUCCCACCUCUCAGCUCACCUGCCCACCCUCAAGUGUACAUAGUGUGUCAACUUGCAAUGGUAACACCCAUCUCUCCCUACUCCUUUUUCACCAUCUCCCUCCCUUGUGACCUCUGACCCCAUCUCCUGACUUAUGUAUUCCGUUACAUUUUGUCAACAUGCAGGUUGGUCUUUUGUGCCCCCCCCCCCUUCAUUAAGGCCUGCAUCCUCAACCUUCUACCCUAUACGUUAUUCACUAAAAGCAUUCCUUUGAGCAUCUGUAAAACUUUGAGGGGACCUUUUUCCUUUAUUUCCCUUUUUUUCUUUUUUUUUUUUCUUUUUCUUUUAGGGGGGAGGGGGACAAUAAUAUGGAGGGAUUUUUACACUCUGCACCCUGUCUUGUUUUGUUGUCCUUAAUUCCCACCUGUCGAGGUGACAAUUCAAGAAUGCAGUUUUCGCACGUGAGUCGAAGGGCACUCUGUAUUUUAUACAAUAAAUACUUAAGAGAAAUCAUUGCAGGCUAUGUAAAAUGGCUUAUUUUGGUCUUCUGAUGGAUUCUAUAAAAGGACUUGAAUUAACCCCCCCCCCCCAAAAAAAAAAUAUCUUACCCAAGUUGACCCGUUUGUACACACACAUAGACACACAUGCACGCACAAGUGUAACCCCAUGUCACCCCCACCACUACCGCCACAUUUUCUUUAUUCACAAAGUGGAGGUUCUGGACCAGGUAUUUAAGCAAUUUAUUUUUCUUAGUCUAACCUGUGUUUUUACUCCCCACCCCCAUAACUCUUUAGGUUGCCCCCCCCCCGCCC